GGUGAGGCCAACCCUUUUCGCGGUCUCUCAAAUUCGUCAAACGUCAAAAUAGAAAUAGAAGUAGUUCCCUCUCUCCUCCAACUCUUCUUCCCUCCCUUGGAAGUCUUCUCUCUGUUCCUUGCUCGCUAAGCUUCCUCAAAUCCUCUGUCGCCAGGGUGAAAACAGGAAAACCCAUGUCCUGCCUCGAAAGACAUCCAUGUCGGUGGCGUUGAAUUCACGAGAAAGUUGAGAUUUGCGCUUGGGGAAUUUACAGAACAAUUGCCAAGAUGGGCAUAAGACUGGGCUCGUUCUUUACAGAUGCUGAUGAAGUUAGCAUAGAUGCCAUAACGUUAUUUGUGGCUCUCCUUUGUGCUUGCAUUGUGAUCGGCCAUCUUCUUGAAGAAAAUCGAUGGUUUAACGAGUCAAUCACUUCCCUUUUCAUUGGUUUGGGCACUGGUGUCGUCAUUCUUUUAACUUCUAGUGGAAGAAAAUCACACAUACUAGAAUUUGAUGAGCAACUUUUCUUCAUAUACCUUCUUCCGCCUAUUAUAUUCAAUGCUGGGUUUCAGGUGAAAAAAAAGCAAUUCUUUCAGAACUUCAUGAUUAUCAUGUCGUUCGGUGCUGUUGGUACAUUGAUAUCCUUUGCUAUCGUUGCACUUGGUGCGUCGCAAUUAUUCAAAAAACUGGAUAUUGGGUUCUUGGAGAUGGGGGAUUAUCUUGCAAUUGGAGCAAUAUUGUCAGCAACCGAUUCGGUUUGCACCUUGCAGGUGCUUAAUCAGAAUGAGACACCUUUACUAUACAGUCUAGUGUUUGGUGAAGGAGUAGUGAAUGAUGCCAUGUCUGUGGUACUUUUCAAUGCAAUCCAGAAAUUUGACGUCUCUCACGUGAACUCAGGCAUUGUCUGGCAAUUCCUUGGCAAUUUCAUGACGUUGUUUAUCUCAAGCACCUCGCUUGGGAUUUCAAUUGGAUUACUCAGUGCAUUCAUCAUUAAAAAGUUGUACAUUGGCAGGCACUCUACUGACCGUGAAGUUGCUCUUAUGGCUCUCAUGGCUUACCUAUCAUAUGUGAUGGCUGAGCUGUUUAACUGGAGCGGAAUUCUUACUGUGUUUUUUUGUGGGAUAGUCAUGUCCCAUUACACCUGGCAUAGUGUAGAUAAAAGUUCAAGAGUCACUACCAAGCAUGGUUUUGCGACAUUGUCAUUCAUUGCAGAGGUCUUUAUCUUUGUCUAUGUUGGUAUGGAUGCCUUGGACAUGGAGAAGUGGAGAUUUGUAAGCAAAAGCCCUGCAAAAUCAAUUGGGUUGAGUUCGGUACUGCUUGGCCUAGUUCUUCUUGGAAGGGCAGCUUUUGUUUUUCCACUAUCCUUCUUAAUCAACUUAACCAAGAGGUCUGAUGAUAAGAUUGGUUUCAAGCAGCAGGUAACAAUUUGGUGGGCUGGUCUAAUGCGAGGGGCUGUGUCUAUGGCGCUUGCUUAUAAUAAGUUUGCGAAGUCUGGCCAUACUCAACUGCCGGGAAAUGCUAUCAUGAUCACCAGCACCAUUACUGUUGUUCUUUUCAGUACUCUGGUGUUUGGAAUGUUGACCAAGCCUCUUGUAAGGUGGUUGCUUCCUCUAUCAGGACACUCAAGCAGCAUGGUGCCCUCUGAACCCUCUAGUCCGAAAUCCUUGACAAUCCCACUUCUGGGCAACGUGCAAGACUCAGAGGCUAACAUAGGCGGCCGCAAUAUACCACGUCCAACCAGUCUACGCAUGCUCCUAAGCACCCCAACCCACACAGUCCACAUGUACUGGAGAAAGUUUGAUAAUGCUUUCAUGCGCCCAGUGUUUGGUGGAAGGGGAUUUGUACCAGAUAUUCCUGGCUCGCCAACCGAAAUGUCAAAUGAGAGCCCCCUAAAUUCAAUUAGGUAAAGACUGGAAAAGCUAAUCUAUACUCCAAAUCUGCCAAUUUUGGUGCUUGUGCUUUACGAAAGGUGCUUGUCAAUAUUGUUAAUGCAGUUGCCAUGUAUAUAAACUCAGCUGAUUAACGUAAACACGAUAUUGAUCAUCCUCAUAUAGUUAUGGCAGGACUCUGAUUAUAUCCUCGUUUUCCGUGCUUAACAGACAAAACUGAGUGUGAAAGGCAUUAGACCAUUUUAUUGUCGGUCGAAUGUUGUUAUAA
This is a messenger RNA of Rhododendron vialii, 2133 nucleotides long. Its product is annotated as sodium/hydrogen exchanger 1-like. The transcript is spliced from 15 exons. The record is from RefSeq and is a predicted model, not a curated record. Gene Ontology annotation, cellular component: membrane. Lineage: Eukaryota; Viridiplantae; Streptophyta; Magnoliopsida; Ericales; Ericaceae. The coding region runs from base 267 to 1883 and encodes 538 amino acids. Gene Ontology annotation, molecular function: sodium:proton antiporter activity. Gene Ontology annotation, biological process: proton transmembrane transport; regulation of pH; sodium ion transport.